Megalobrama amblycephala (Wuchang bream) is the source of this 3837-nucleotide messenger RNA. RefSeq names its product guanine nucleotide binding protein (G protein), beta polypeptide 1b (gene gnb1b). The transcript has 11 exons. Gene Ontology annotation, molecular function: signaling receptor complex adaptor activity; protein binding. Gene Ontology annotation, biological process: G protein-coupled receptor signaling pathway. The record is from RefSeq and is a predicted model, not a curated record. Bases 458 to 1480 code for a protein of 340 amino acids. Gene Ontology annotation, cellular component: heterotrimeric G-protein complex; cytoplasm. Lineage: Eukaryota; Metazoa; Chordata; Actinopteri; Cypriniformes; Xenocyprididae.
CGCCGCUCGCUCGUUCGCUGCGGCGUGGGGUUUCCCAGGGCAGACUGCAGGGUUACCGCGCCCAUCUCCGUCUGAUGGCCGGAUGAGAGGUGAACUGAACUGGAGAGAAGUGCUCCUUCAAGGAAGGCAACGGGAAGUGGCCACCGACGGACUUAUUCGUUGACCAAAGUCUCUAAUCGGACAUUUAUGACUGCAAUUUUUCAUCGCAGUUGAGAUUCCCCUCAAACAGGCUUAUUUCCCGCCCGCUGGAGCGAGUUUUGUCGCUGUGGAAGUGGAUUUGGUACUUCUCCCGCUGCUAGUUAGCGAGCUAGCUCGUCUUGUUCGUUGAUGCGUGGAUUUGACAGCCACACCAUCGUUUUUUUCGGUCAAUGCCAUAUAAACAAAGACCAUUUACGACUGAGAACAGAUCAGAACGUGUCCCGGCAGUAGGAGUGAGGCAGAGCUUUAGAAGAGGAAAAUGAGUGAACUGGACCAGUUACGCCAGGAGGCCGAGCAGCUGAAGAACCAGAUCAGAGAUGCAAGGAAAGCUUGUGCAGAUGCCACACUAUCACAGAUCACAGCCAACAUCGAUCCUGUUGGCCGAAUCCAGAUGCGCACAAGAAGAACACUGCGAGGACAUUUGGCUAAAAUCUACGCCAUGCACUGGGGCACCGAUUCUAGGCUGCUUGUCAGUGCCUCCCAGGAUGGAAAACUCAUUAUUUGGGACAGUUAUACCACAAAUAAGGUCCACGCCAUUCCUCUGCGCUCCUCCUGGGUGAUGACCUGUGCCUAUGCUCCUUCAGGGAAUUAUGUUGCUUGUGGAGGCCUAGACAACAUCUGCUCCAUCUACAGCCUCAAGACUCGUGAGGGGAACGUACGUGUCAGCCGCGAGCUGGCCGGACACACAGGAUACCUCUCUUGCUGCCGCUUCCUUGAUGACAACCAGAUUGUUACAAGUUCUGGCGACACCACCUGUGCUCUCUGGGACAUAGAGACCGGUCAGCAGACGACCACGUUUGCAGGUCAUACCGGUGAUGUGAUGAGUCUGUCUCUGGCUCCAGACACCAGGCUGUUUGUGUCAGGGGCCUGUGAUGCCUCUGCUAAACUCUGGGACAUCCGUGAGGGCAUGUGCAGACAGACCUUCACUGGCCACGAGUCGGACAUCAACGCCAUCUGUUUCUUCCCCAAUGGCAACGCAUUUGCCACCGGCUCUGAUGACGCCACCUGCCGCCUGUUUGACCUGCGCGCCGACCAGGAGCUCAUGGUCUACUCCCACGACAACAUCAUCUGCGGCAUAACCUCUGUGGCCUUCUCAAAGAGCGGCCGCCUGUUGCUCGCCGGCUACGACGACUUCAACUGCAACGUAUGGGACACCCUCAAGGCCGACCGCGCUGGUGUGCUGGCUGGCCACGACAACCGAGUAAGCUGUCUGGGUGUAACCGAUGACGGUAUGGCAGUGGCUACAGGGUCCUGGGACAGCUUCCUCAAGAUCUGGAACUGAACGCUGAAGGUGCUUUCAAUACAACAUGUCCAAUACAAUAUCAUUUGAACUCCAAAGUUGACUGGAAGACCAUUCCAACUUUAGAAUGUUAAAUUUCACAGCAUCGUCAACAACAAAACACCUUAUAAAACUGACUGACACCACCAUGAAAAGAAAUAAAACUUCUAAGGGAAAACAAUGCCUUUCCUACACCAAGAAGAGCACAAUUUGUUUUAUCACCCAGCUUAAAAAGAAAAAAGAAAAAGAAAAGAAGAAUUCCUGUGGUAUCAAAUGAAUAACUUGCAUUCCCUCUCGGACCAUUCUGUGUCACCCUAUAAGAGAAAACACAAAACACUAUCAUCCCACGCUUAUGUAUCAUGUGUCUAGAAAGCAAAUGUUGGAGUGUAAUUGUACAAAUUAUUUAACUUUUUUUUUUUUUUUUUUUUUUUUUUGUUCAUUUUAUCAAAUAGUUCAUCUUCGAGAUAUUUUUCCCACCUGUUUUUUCUGUUUAGAUAUAUUUCUGAUUAGUGAAAUCUUUUAAUCCUGUUAUUAUAAAACCAUGUGAAAACGACAUGAAAAGUCUUGUAAAAUGCUGAAACUAGACCAGGAUGGAAGAGCAGCUUUUUUUUUUUUUUUUUUUUUUUUUUGAAGAUGCCAAUCAUGUGUUUUGUUAUUUUCAUGUGCACUAGGUUGCUCUAGAGGUUGUGUAGUUUUCAUGAACGUGACUCGAGCGAGAGGAAAAGUCCACACGCCCUCUUGUGAAAGCUUAAUAUUCAUAUUUUCGGGCGGCCCCAGACAGCGUUCACCUGUAAUCUGUUUCCGAUUGUUAACGGUCACUGGGUUACUGCCGAUCACCGGCUAAUAAGAACAGCCCUAGCUUUCUAAAACUGUAAUCAUGAUCCUGUGCAUUAGUUAUCUUUCAGUGUGAAUCCUGGUCCUUUCUCAUUAAAGAAAAAAGAAAAUGCCAUAAAAAUGCCAUAUCUCUUUUAAAUACUUUGCCAUUUCUGAGAGUCCGAGGUACUCGCUUCAUUUAUCUACGAAUGGCCGUUGUAAAUAUGGGUAUCCGACUUGCACGCGAAUGCAGCAUUAUAUCCUAGCUAAUGUUUCUUUCCAGUCUCGUCACAGCUUUGUUUGCACAAUAAGAAACUUGACUAACGUUUUAAGCGUUAACUAACCAAGCACAUGCCGUUAAUCACAUUGAAUGCUAAUUUUAAUGUAGAAAAUGCACAAAAAAAAAAAAGUACAAAAAAACUGAAAAAACACAAAAAAUACAAUCCUCUCUUUCAUUGGAUUAAAAACUGUUCAAACUAACCCCUUAGCUUAUCUUCUGGUCUUACGUUUAUACUUUUUUCCUCGGUUACUUUGAGCUUUUGGCUUUAAUUCCGAUUUUUGGGAUUGUUUUUGUCGGUGGGAGGUCGGGCGGGGAACGUUUUGAUCUUUUUUAGUGGUGUCGGGAUCGGUGUUUGGAAAAACAGAACCUUUUUCUUUUUAUUUUAGCCCAGUUCCAGAGAGAGAACAGAUAGCCCUGUCUGUGCUUGGAAAUACAGUUACUACUAUGUGAAUGAAAUGUUGUACAAAUCAAUGUCUGAAAAUAAUGAUAAUUCUGAAAUUUUUAAGUUAAGCGUUUUAUUUCAUCUGCCAUGAAUUAACGUAGUCGCAUGCUGUAGAAUUUGCUUAAACAGGCGCUGACGUCUUUAGGCCCACUUACCUCCACCGGGACGGCGAAACCGACGCGAAACAGAAAUUUUGACCAUUGAAACGUUGAUUCCAAAUGUUUUAGACAUGCUGUGCAUACAUCCUUUACUUUCACUGGCAAAGCUAUGCACCUGUGUGAGAAAUCGCGAGGGAGAAACGACGUAUAUUUCCUUCAGACGACCUGUAAAUCAUGGCCAUGCUUCCAGAAAUGAAUCCAAAUUAAACAGCAGUUACGAAAUGUCCCGUUUGAGACGCACGAGAAACCUUCGCGCGAGUUUUCUAAAUCGAUCGGAAAUUACGAGAAACUUUUUUGGCUUUUCUUUAAACAUUUUGAAAUGGCAUCUGACAUGGCAGAGUCCUCUGUUCUUUUUCCACUGUAAACAGAUGCACUUUCUUUAAUAGUUGUGACUUUUUUAUUGUUUUUUUUCCUUUCUCUGCGAUAAUGUACAAUAAUUGUGAUGUAUUUGUGUGUGCUGCCACCAGUAAAGAUUAAUUGCAGUUCAAUUAAAAUGGAUUCCCCUUAUUUUCUCUCUUCAUUAAUAACUGUAGAUCUCAGCACUCCCUAUCUCACCUUUUGUAUUUAAUUUCAGUCUGUCGGUGUACCACAGAAAGCUGGAUGCAACAUAGAUACUAUAUUAAAAUGUACUGUUAUUUAAGAUGUAAUAAAACAAGUUUGAGAUGUC